Blepharisma stoltei is the source of this 699-nucleotide messenger RNA. The record is from the annotation of a GenBank genome assembly. NCBI's taxonomy places the organism in Eukaryota, Ciliophora, Heterotrichea, Heterotrichida, Blepharismidae.
AUGAAAUUAGCAUUUAUAUUAGCUUUCGCAUUUGCAUUUGCACAGGAUAAGAGAAGGGUUCCUCAAGAAGAAUCAGUUGAAAUCAAUGCAGAAGAUGAGAGAUCUCAGCUAAUGAAAGAAUGGGACGAACAUAUGGUAGGCUUCGUCCCAUCAGAUAUGGUCACUUUUGAGCUUCCAGCGAGAGGAGAAGAGAUUUUCUUUGAAACAAUUGACGUAAUUCCUUCAAAAAUUAGAGGUGCGUGGUUCAUUACAAGCAAGGAAUCCCGCGAUAUUGAAUUUUCCAUCAUGAAUCCAAACAUGAAGGUGAUUUUCGAAAAAAAGAAAAAAUCUGAGGCACUUUUUUAUUUUGAUGCAGAGCAGGUAGGGAUAUACACAUUUAAAUUCAAAAACACAAAAGUUAUUCAGAAACAUGUAGUGACUUUUGCAUUAAAUUGUGGAAAUUCUACUGAUGAGGUGCUGAAAACUGAGCAUUUAACUCCACUAGAAAAGCAGCUGGUGGAUAUACAGAAAGAGAUCAAAGAUUUCCAAGUCGACAAUCAGUUUGCUCAGUUGAGACAAGAGUCACAUUAUAGAACUAUGGCUGAUUCUAAUAGAAAUGUGUUCAUUUUUAGCAUUUUAGAAAGUUUGGGAGUCAUUGCAGUAAGUGCUUGGCAAGCUUAUUAUAUCAAAAAGCUUUUAGAUAAUAGAAGAAUUCUUUAG